AUGCGUGGUGCUCUCAACUUCGCUCUGUGGAUCGGCAGCUCUUACGCUACAUACAAAUGCAUCUACAAAGAUGACCUUUUCCCUUACGGUGCCCACCAGUCUGCUCGCCAGGAGGCCAUCAACGCUCGCGAGUAUGUGACGGCCCGCCACUGUGGAGAUUUCGGAGAGAACCAAGGCUGCUGCCUCGACUUGCAAGAUCAGAGCUAUCAACCGAAGUACUACCAGUGUCGUCCGCAUUGCAUCGCGCCAGACGCUCGCUGUGCAAUCUUCAGCGAUGGUACCGCAGACUGCGGCUGUGAGAAUGCGAAACAUGGCAGUGCUUGCUAG
Molecule: messenger RNA, 327 nt
Organism: Zymoseptoria tritici IPO323
Lineage: Eukaryota; Fungi; Ascomycota; Dothideomycetes; Mycosphaerellales; Mycosphaerellaceae
Exons: 4
Coding region: 1-327 (108 amino acids)
Source: RefSeq, a predicted model, not a curated record